Cinclus cinclus is the source of this 9675-nucleotide messenger RNA. RefSeq names its product collagen type VII alpha 1 chain (gene COL7A1). The record is from RefSeq and is a predicted model, not a curated record. Gene Ontology annotation, molecular function: protein binding; serine-type endopeptidase inhibitor activity. The coding region runs from base 1 to 8991 and encodes 2996 amino acids. The transcript has 116 exons. NCBI's taxonomy places the organism in Eukaryota, Metazoa, Chordata, Aves, Passeriformes, Cinclidae.
AUGAGCAGCCAACUCCUUCUCCUGGCUGUGCUCCCAGCACUCCUGGGUCCUCCAGCUGCCAUGGCACAGAAGAGGAGCCAAGCAGUGUGCGAGAAUGUGCUGGAGGCUGACAUCGCCUUCCUGGUGGAUGGCUCAUCCAGCAUUGGAAGGAACAACUUCCGUGCUGUCCGCACCUUCAUGGAUGAGCUGGUGGCACCCUUUGUGCAGGUGGUUGGUGAGAAGGCAGUGCGCUUUGCCAUGGCACAGUACAGUGAUGACCCACGGGUGGAGUUCCCAUUCUCCCAGCACACUGAUGGUGCAAGUGUCCGGAGAGCCAUCCAGCAGCUGAGCUACAAGGGUGGCAACACACGGACAGGCGCUGGCUUCCGCUCCAUUGCUGACAACUUCUUCGGCCCCACGCAGCGCCGGCCUGGCGUCCCCCAGAUCUGCAUUCUCAUCACGGACGGCAAGUCCCAGGAUGAUGCUGAGGGGCCGGCAGCGAAGCUGAAGAGCCAGGGCAUCAAGGUCUUUGCCGUGGGUAUUAAGAAUGCUGACCAUAAGGAGCUGAUCCGUGUGGCCUCAAUGCCUACUGAGGCCUUCUUCUUCUAUGUUGGUGAUUUCAAGCUGCUGGACACGCUCGUGCCACUGAUGACACGCAGGGUGUGCACAAGUGUUGGGGGACAGCCCCUGUGCUGCCCCACAGAUGGGCCAAGCCACACUGGCCCCUCCAACCUGGAGAUCCCAGAGGGGGGCCUCGACCAUCUGCGGAUCCGCUGGAGAGCAGCCAGUGGUCCCCUCACUGGCUACCGGGUGCAGUACUUACCUCUGACAGGGCUAGGGCAGCCCAUCAUGGCAGAGAGGCAGGAGGUGAGCGUGGGACCACGGGAAACAAGCACUGUGCUACGGGGACUGCGUGUUGGGACAGAGUACCUGGUCACUGUCACUGCCCAGUAUGCCAACAGCAUUGGCGAGUCAGUGUCUGGCCGAGCACGAACCCGUGAGUGUGAGGGGAUGCACUUGACUGUCCACAACGUCUCAGCACAGAGUAUGCUGCUGGCCUGGCAGUCUGUCAGUGGUGCUACUGGCUACCGGCUCUCCUGGGCAACCCACACAGGGCAGGACAGGCACAGGGUGGACCUGGAUGCUGGGCAGACAUCACAUGCACUGGUGGGGCUGCAGCCCAACACUGACUAUGUGGUGAUGGUGGCCCCACUCUUCAGGCAGCUGGAGGGGCCCACAGCCACUGUGAAGCAGAGGACAGAGGCAGGUACAGACCAGACGCUGCAGACCAACAUCCUGGGCCCCACAUCCAUCCAGGUGCUCUGGACCAGUGCCCGUGAUGCUCGUGGCUACCGUCUGGAGUGGAAGAGAGCUACAGGACCAGAGCCCCCCAGAACGGUGUCUCUCCCCAGCAGCACCAAUACUUACCAGCUGACAGGGCUGAAGCCCGGCACCGAGUACCGCAUCACCCUCUACACACUCUACGAUGGUGGGGAGGUGGCCACCCCUGUCACCACCUUUCAGACAGGCAUGGAAGCACCCAUGGGUGCUGUGUCAGACCUGCGGCUCAUCGAGGAAUCGGGCAGGCGGGUACGGCUGAGGUGGACCGGUGUCCCCGGUGCCACCGAGUACAAAGUGGUAGUGCGCAACAACCAGGAUGGCACGGAGAGGACGAGGCGUAUCCCAGGCAGCCAGACAGGGCUGGAGCUUGGUGACCUCCAGGAGGGCAUCGCCUACCUGGUGCGUGUUUCGGCACUCGCAGGCAGUCAGGAGGGCAAUGCUGCCACACUCACCAUCCGCCUCAGUGACACUGUGGUGCUAUGGGAUGGUGCAGAGUAUCCAGAAGUGGGCAGCAUUUCGGAGCUGCGGGUGAUGGAGGCCGGUCCCAGUCAGCUGCGGGUCACCUGGCGAGGGCUACCAGGUGCCGGGGGCUACCUGCUGAUGUGGCAAGGCAGUGAUGGUCUGAAGAAAUCCCGCUUUCUCCCUGCUGAACCCACCACCUUCACCAUUGAGGGGCUGCACGCCAACAUUGUCUACACUGUCAGUGUCUCAGCCAUUGUAGAUGGCCGUGAGGGCAGCCCUGUCACUGCCACGGGACGGAUAGUGCCAGAGCAGGUGGGGAAGGUGACCCAGCUGGAGGUGCAGGCAUCCAGGAGCAAUGUUGCCCGUGUCACUUGGGUCGGUGUGCCGGGAGCCACUGCCUACCGUGUGGUGUGGAGCCGCAGGGACGGGGGUUCGGAGAAUAGCCGACAAGUUCCUGGCCACACCAACUCCUUUGACAUCCCCAGCCUGGAGGGAGGCGUCUCCUACACUGUGAAGGUGACAGCACUCAUUGGCAACCGGGAAGGCAACCCCGUCUCUGUUGUUGUCACCACCCCGGAGGCAGUCCCCCUACGCUCCAUCAGCGGCUUCCAGGUGACCGAGGCCUUGGAGCACCACCUGCGCCUGACCUGGCUGCCAGUGCCUGGCAGCACCGGGUACCGUCUGUUCUGGCGCCUGGCUGAAGGGGGGUCCCAGCAUAGCCAGCAGCUCCCAGCCACCUCCAGCUCUUAUGUUCUGUCGGGACUGGAACCGGGCCGGCGCUACCAGAUCAGCAUCACCAGCCUGGCUGGCAGCCGAGAGAGUGAACCAGCCACCAUCACUGCUAUCACCGCAUCCCCAAGCCACAUCACCAGCCUGCGGGUAAGGGAGGUGCAGAGAGAUUCAGUGACUCUCACUUGGACCCCAGUCCCUGGCGCCUCUGGUUAUGUCCUAUCCUGGAGUCCUCCCGCAGGUGAGAUGAAUGGGUGGCCCCAGGAUGGGCAGACGCUGCCCAGCACUGCCAGCUCCCAUCAGGUGUCUGGGUUGCGCCUGGGUCAGCGCUACACCUUCACCCUCCGCCCACUCCUGGGGAGUACACCGGGUGCCGAGGUGUCCGUCAGUGAGCGCACAGUCUGCAGGGAUGCCCUCGGUGACGUGGUCUUCCUAGUACACGGCACCCGCAACAGCUCCUCUGGUGCCCACGCUGUCCGCACCUUGCUCUCCAACACCGUGUCUGCCCUGGGACGCCUGGGCCCUGAGGGCACACAGGUGGCCCUGGCCACAUACAGCUACCGCAGCCUGCCCUGGCUGCUCCUCAACCGCUCCAGUGACCUGCCCACCGUGCUGGAGCAGAUCCGCACCAUGCGCUAUGAGGAGCCCAGCGGCAACGCCAUUGGGGCAGCCAUCACCUUUGCCAGGACCUAUCUGCUGAGUCCUGGUGCAGGGCGCCGUCCUGGGGUGCCAGCAGUGCUGGUGGUUCUGGCUGACAGCCCCUCUGGGGAUGAUGCCAUCACUGUGGCCAGGGAUGUCAAGGCUGGGGGGGUCCAGGUGCUGGCAGUGGGCAUGGAGGGGGCAGACCGGGAGCAGCUCCGGCGCAUGGUCACCAAUGAGGACCCUCAGUACAUCUACCAUGGCAACAACCUAGCAGAGCUGGAGGGAGAGCUCACUGAUGACCUCUGCACCAUCAUCUCCACCAGGCCAGCGCCAAAGCCAAAGCCCUGCACUGUGCAGUGCCCCAAGGGCGAGAAGGGAGACCGCGGUGAGGCAGGACUGCAAGGACGUAUGGGACCACCAGGUCUCCCUGGUCAGCCGUGGGGUCGCCACGGGCUUCCUGGCCCUCCAGGUCCACCAGGGCCACAGGGUCCACCAGGAGAGAGUGCUGAGAGUCUGGGCAAGAAGGGGGACAGGGGGACACGGGGGCCCAUGGGACUUACUGGCCCAAAGGGGCAGAAAGGUGAACCGGGAGAGCCCAGGGUGAUCACGGAUGGACAACAGAGGCUACCAGGCCAGAAAGGGGAGCCAGGUGUGCCGGGAGAAAAGGGUGACCGAGGGGAAAGGGGCCCCCCUGGAUUUGUAGAUGGGGCAGUACCUCGAGGGGAUCCUGGACCCCCAGGCCCACCUGGGGACCCCGGGCCUCGGGGACCUGCUGGACCCCCUGGCUUGAAGGGAGAGAAGGGUGAUGGCACAGAAGGUUUCCCAGGGUCACCUGGCCGCCCUGGGGACCCAGGAGACAGGGGUCCUCGGGGGCCACCAGGAGAGCAGGGCAGGAAGGGAGACCGUGGGGCACCGGGCGAGCUGGGAGAGACAGGCGAGAAGGGAGACCGUGGUGUGCCAGGCCCACAGGGUGAGAAGGGUGAGACAGGAGCCCCAGGGCACCCAGGGCCAUCAGGCAGAGAGGGAGCUCCAGGACCUGCUGGCCCCCGGGGGGAGAAGGGUGAUCCAGGACCACCUGGCAAGCCAGCUCCUAGCGUGGCUGGUGUUGGAGAGAAGGGUGAUAGAGGUUUCCCAGGACCAGAAGGACCUCCUGGCCCCAAGGGUGACACAGGAGAUAAAGGUGCCCGUGGUCCCCCUGGCCUGAGCAUCCCAGGGCCACCCGGCCCCAAAGGCGAGCAGGGCGAUCGGGGUAUCGUUGGCCUCACAGGCAGGAGCGGACCAAAGGGUGACCCAGGAGAGCCAGGGGAGAAGGGGGAGCCAGGCCGAGCAGGCACCCCUGGGCAGAUUGGGCUGCGAGGCAAGGAGGGAGAGCGAGGAGAGAAAGGUGACGAAGGCACCCCGGGUGAAGCGGGUCUGCCUGGCAAACCUGGAGACAGGGGUCCCCGGGGCCUUCCUGGCUACCGUGGUCCCCCUGGGGAGAAGGGUGAUUUGGGGGACCCAGGACCUGAAGGCAGGAAUGGCAGCCCUGGAGCACCAGGAAGCAAGGGUGACCGUGGGGACCCAGGGCCUCCUGGACCCCCAGGACGAACUGUUGAUGUUGGGCUCGGAGGAGUGGGGGCAAAGGGUGAGAAGGGGGACCCUGGGGACCCGGGCAAGGAUGGUGCGAGCGGUGCCCGGGGUGAUGCUGGCCCCCCUGGAGUGCCUGGAGAGAGGGGUGUGGAGGGCCCCCGUGGCCCCCCUGGCACACGGGGUGACCCUGGGGACCGAGGCCUGCCAGGAGAGAAGGGGGACCGUGGUCCACCAGGGCUGGAUGGCCGCAAUGGGCUGGAAGGCAAACCUGGGCCCCCAGGGCCUGCUGGGCUGCGGGGAGACCCGGGAAAACAGGGAGAUCCUGGCCGGGAUGGGCUUCCUGGGCUGCGUGGGGAGCAGGGACCACCUGGUCCUGUGGGUCCCCUGGGACCACCUGGUGUGCCUGGCAAACCCGGUGAGGAUGGCAAACCUGGUCUGAAUGGCAAGAAUGGAGAAGAUGGAACGCCAGGAGAGGAUGGGAGAAAGGGAGACAAAGGUGAUACAGGACUACCUGGGAGAGAGGGUCGCAGUGGUGCCAAGGGUGAGCAGGGGGACAGAGGUGUGCCAGGCCCCCUUGGCCCCCCUGGCCUUCCCGGUGUCCCAGGGCAGGUUGGCCCCCCAGGCCAGGGCUCCCCAGGCCUCCGUGGGGUGGCUGGACCAAAGGGGGACCCAGGGGAGCCUGGACUGCGAGGGGAGCCGGGGCGACCUGGCAACCCUGGAGCACGUGGUGACCCUGGGACUACAGUGAACAUUGAACGUAGCCUGGAAGCGCUUGGCAUCAAGGUUUCAUCCCUGAAGGAGCUCACAGGUGCCUAUGAUGGGAGCUCAGACUCAUUUCUGCCGGGGUUCGAGCGGCUGCGGGGCCAGAAGGGCAGUCGGGGGGAUCCAGGAGAAAGGGGGCCCCCAGGCCGAGAGGGCUCCUUAGGCUUCCCUGGUGAGCGAGGACCCAAAGGUGACAAGGGGGACCCAGGUACCCCCGGCCCCCAGGGCCCCAUUGGCCGGGCCGUGGGUGAACGGGGUCCUGAAGGCCCUCCUGGUCAGCCAGGGGAGCCUGGCAAGCCAGGCAUUCCUGGGGUGCCGGGCCGGGCUGGGGAGCUAGGGGAGUCCGGGAGGUCUGGUGAGAAGGGCGAUCGAGGCGAGAAGGGUGACCGAGGUGAGCAGGGAAGGGAUGGCUUGCCUGGACCCCCAGGGCCCCCAGGGCCCAAGGUGGACGUGGUGGAGGGCAGCCUAAUGGGCCUCCCAGGUGAACGCGGCCCCAUCGGACCCAAAGGAGCAAAGGGUGAGCCAGGAGCUGAGGGCGAGCGGGGACCCAAAGGAGAUAAGGGCGAGGGUGGCUUGAGGGGUGACCGAGGGGAGCCCGGUGAGAAGGGCAGGGACGGUGCCCCGGGUCUCCCGGGUGAGAGAGGGCUGGCCGGCCCUGAGGGGAAGCCGGGCUUGCCAGGCUUUCCUGGUGUGCUGGGCCGCCCGGGCAGUCAGGGAGACCCAGGACCCCCAGGACCUCCGGGCAGCACUGGCCCACCAGGGACCCAGGGCCCAGCUGGGGCCAAGGGUGAUCCAGGAGAACCUGGCUCCAGCAUCCGUGGCUUGCCUGGCCCCCAGGGCAACAUGGGCCUGCCAGGACCCCUUGGCCCCCCUGGCCCAGCGGGCCCACCAGGUGUCCCUGGGCUGCCGGGACAAGUGGGGGAGAGCGGGAAGCCAGGAGUGCCAGGCAGGGAUGGUGUGCCUGGGAAGGACGGUGAGGCAGGAGUGCCUGGGAAGAUGGGCUUACCGGGACCUUCAGGGCCUGCUGGUCCCAAGGGAGAGCCAGGGGAUGCUGGAGUCCCAGGGCAGGCCAUCGCUGGCCCCCCUGGAGCCAAGGGAGAGAAGGGUGAGCCGGCGCUGCUGGAGGGUGUGCUGCUGGGAGAGCCCGGUUCCAAGGGUGACCGAGGCUUGCCAGGCCCCAAGGGUGAGAAGGGGGAGCCAGGAAGGUUUGGAGAGCCAGGAGAUCCUGGGGAAGAUGGAGCCAAGGGAUCUCCUGGAGCCAAAGGGGAGAAGGGAUCAUUGGGUGUCGGUGCACAGGGACCACCAGGACAGGACGGGCCUCCAGGUUUGAAGGGUGACACUGGCUUGCCAGGAUUACCAGGACCCCCAGGCUUAGCAGGCGUUGCUGGGAUGCCAGGACAGCCAGGCCUGAGAGGGGACAGUGGACAGCCUGGCCCUCCAGGUCCCCCAGGAGAGAGGGGUUUGAUCGGCUUUCCUGGAAGGGAUGGCACCGCUGGACCACCAGGACCUGUGGGGCCCCCAGGGCCGGCCGGCAUUCAAGGGGCUCCUGGCCUGAAGGGUGACAAGGGCGCUCUGGGGGCUGGGCUGCCAGGAGCCAGAGGUGAACGUGGUGACCCAGGACCACGGGGUGAAGAUGGGCGCCCAGGGCCAGAAGGGGAUCGUGGGCCAGCAGGCUUGCCUGGAAACCGUGGAGAGCGUGGGGACAAGGGAGACCUUGGGGCCCCAGGACCCAAAGGAGACAAGGGUGAUACUGUGGUGGUGGAGGGGCCACCUGGAGCACGGGGCAGCAAGGGGGAGCCGGGAGAGCGUGGCCUGAAGGGUGCAGAAGGGGACAAGGGGGACAAGGGGGAGCAAGGGACGCUCGGAGAGAAGGGCAUGAGGGGUGAACAAGGAGAGAAGGGCUCCAUGGGCUUCCCUGGGGCACGUGGCCCUAGUGGGCAGAAGGGAGAGGUUGGAGCACCAGGAGAGCCUGGCGAGCCGGGUCAGCCUGGCCGUGAUGGGAUCCCCGGGGCCAGGGGAGAGAAGGGGGACAUGGGACCCCUGGGCAUGCGUGGCCUAAAGGGUGACCGGGGCAUGAAAGGUGCCUGUGGCCUCAACGGGGACAAGGGUGAGAAGGGAGAGCCAGGGAUCCCAGGGCGCUCAGGACUGCCAGGAAGGAAAGGCGAGCCGGGAGAGAUGGGUCUGUCAGGACCACCAGGCAUUCCAGGAAAGGAGGGGCUCAUGGGACCCAAGGGUGACCGGGGAUUUGAUGGGCAGCAGGGAGCCAAAGGAGACCAGGGGGAGAAAGGAGACCGGGGUGCCCCAGGUGUUAUGGGUGUCCCUGGUCCCCGGGGCAGUGAUGGUGCUCCUGGUCCCCCUGGGCCUUCAGGGAGUGUUGGACCACGAGGUCCUGAGGGCAUGCAGGGCCAGAAGGGGGAGAGAGGCCCCCCUGGACAGUCAGUGCCAGGUGCACGUGGCAUGCCCGGCAUCCCCGGUGAGAGAGGAGAGCAGGGCAGUCCUGGCACCCACGGGCUCCGUGGGGAGAAGGGGGAGCCGGGCAUGACGGAGGAGGAGAUCCGUGGCUUCGUCAGGCAGGAGAUGAGCCAGCACUGUGCCUGUGGUGGCCACUUUCCACGGCACCAGGAUUCACGUGAGCACUCAGGUUGCAGCUCUUCUUUCCUAUCCCCCUGCCCCACACGUGUGGCACCAAAAGGGCCCUGGCCUGCAGGAGGCUGGGGGGCUCAGGCCAGGAGCAGCUUCCAUUCUGCCCAGGGAGCAGGAAGAAUCGUCCGCCAGGAGAGAGAGCAUGACCAAACAGGGUCCUUCUCCACUCAGCCGUUCCUUGCUGGCAGUGCUCACAUAGUCCCUGUGCUCAAGUUGUCACACACUGAAGAGGAUGAGGGGCAGGACAGGCAGAUCAUGCUCGACAAUGAUGACCUGGAGUAUGACAGUAUGGAUGGAGAGGAGGAGGACUAUGAUGAGAUGGAGAGCUUAGAGCAGCCUACAGUGGAUGCUGAGCCCUGCAGGCUGCCACUGGAUGAGGGGGACUGCCAGCACUACACCCUGCGGUGGUACUACAACCAAAGAGUCACGGAGUGCCGGCCCUUUGUCUACAGCGGCUGCCAGGGCAACCUCAACCGCUUCGACAGCAAGGAGGAGUGUGAGCUGCACUGUGGGCAGCACCCAGGGACAGCUCCUUGCUUCUCUCCGCAGAUUCCCGUGGCAGUGCCGGCAGCAAGGUGGGAGGGCAGCCAAAGGUGCAGGCGUAGGUGCAGGCAGUGUCUUGGCAGGCAGGGCUGCCUAGAAGUGGGGCCCAGCUGCUGCCCUGGCUGGGGCUGGGCUGCCCAUGUGCCCACCAGCCCCAGCAGGAACCUGGUGCUAUUUCUAACCUGUCUUUAUGCUGCUCAUGGGUUUUUCAUUGCCUAUCAGUUUAUUGUCAUUAAGGUGAAAUUUAUAUCAGAUGAGAAACUGCCUCCCACCAAGGCUCUGAACCCCCUAUCCCACUGGGCUGUUCUGUUAGAUUUUUAAAUUAUUUUUUGUCAACAGAAUGGUUCUUAGCCCUGUUCCCUCUCUCUGAAAGCACAACUGGGACUUGGCACAGUUGGGCUCCCUCCCCUCCCAUAAUAGCCCUGUACCCUUUCCUGCCCCCCAAACUCCCUCUCUGGUCCAUGCUCUCUGCUGAGAGAGUUGCCCAUAUCCUUGUGCCAGGCAGUGCCUCCCUGCACAGCAUCCCUCACCCCCACCCUGCAAUGAGCUCCAUCUGAAUAAAUUUCACCUUAACCUCAACUAGGGCCCAGUUCCCCUUUUGUGGCUGCAAUGGUUUGGCAAUGACCUGUGGGGAGACUGGAGGCUCUUGCCAUGUGCUACCCUUCAGCUCACACGCCUGCCAGCAGCACCUUUCUUUAAUCUGGGGGAUCUCACCUGCACCCCCAGGCCUGUCAGGAAAACCCUGAGGAUGGUGCUAUGUUAGAAGAGGUUCCUGCUUGUCCACGCUUACUCUCAAAGGCUUUGUGAAAGUGAUGUUGGCUGCCAGGGUCGCACCCUCUGCUUUCCCCCAUGCCCAGGGCUGAGUAGGGACAUGCCCUUCACUGUCCCAGAACCCCAGGGACUGCUGCGUGGGUAUUGUGGCUCCCACAUGUACUGCUGUUCUCUGUGUAUAUCAGUAUACAAAUGUAUAUGUGUACCAAUGCAGGGGGGAUGUGUAUUAAAGCU